UCCGUGCUGCGGGAGCGACGCUGAAAUUUCGCUGCUCCCACUCUGUAGCACUGGACCAGUAGUCGAAGCUGUUGAUGUAUUUAUUUUUUUGUUAUUCUCAGUUAAAUCGCUGUUAAUAAUGGCUUCCGAUGGCAUGGAUGAACGAUCACCGCUAUUGUCUACGCAGAACUCUGGGAAUGUUACACCCACAGCACCGCCGUACCUGCAGGAAACCAGCCCAAGAGCUGAGCUUCCUCCCCCCUACACAGCCAUUGCCAGUCCAGAUGCUGGAGGGGUGCCGGUCAUUAACUGCCGAGUGUGCCAGUCUCUUAUAAACCUGGAUGGCAAGCUCCAUCAGCAUGUGGUGAAGUGUACUGUCUGCAACGAAGCCACGCCCAUCAAAAACCCACCAACAGGAAAGAAGUAUGUUAGAUGUCCCUGCAACUGCCUGCUAAUCUGUAAAGACACAUCCCGAAGGAUAGGAUGCCCUCGUCCCAACUGCAGACGCAUCAUCAACCUGAGCCCGGUGAUGGUGAUCCCGGAAGAGCAGCCCGCACAGCCCGCUCUGCCCGUGCAGCCUGAGGGCCUGCGUGUUGUCUGCGGUCACUGUGGCAACACCUUCCUCUGGAUGGAGCUGCGAUUUAACACACUGGCCAAGUGCCCGCACUGCAAAAAAAUUUCGUCCGUUGGCAGUGCAUUGCCCAGGAGGCGCUGCUGUGCCUACAUUACAGUAGGAAUGAUCUGCAUCUUCAUCGGAAUUGGAUUAACAGUGGGCACUCAAGACUUUGCUAGUCGUUACCAUGCCACCUAUGUGUCCUGGGUCUUCGCUUACCUGCUGGGUCUCAUCUGUCUGGUACGGGCCUGUUACUGGGGAGCAAUUAAAGUCAGCUAUCCAGAGAAUACAUUUGCAUAGAUAGUGUCCAUUAUCCAAGGAGCCCUUUUAUGAUUUCAUUUUAUCCUGAUUUUAACAGGUGUACAUGUGAAUGGUCGUUCCAUUUAGGAGUGCUAAAAUCCAGUCCGGGGUUUAUAGUUGACUGAAAAGGUUGUACUUUAAGACUGAUUGGCUCUGAUUUGUUGAAUUCACCUUAUAAAUGAUCUAUUACAUUUGAAUUUUGAAUACAUUUAAAUUUGUGUUGUUAACUAUGAAUUAAUUUUGAUCAAAUGGAAUUCCUAAAUUCAGCUUGGUAUUCCUCAUGGAUUUUGGCUGGCUUGGAGUUAUUAUGACCCCUGCUGGAGGGACAUUUCAAGUACUGCUUUUUGUUACUGACUUGACCAAAAGAGAUGAUCUUAUGUGAACAACUUGCCCAUUGCACUACAAUUUUAUGCAAUUAUUAUGUUCUGUUGCUGCUAGCCAUCACAGCUGUAAAAAGCUGAAAGUUAUGUAUUAGUCCACAUCCAACAAGGUACUGUGUUCAAAUGUUCAGUUGUCUGUAAAUUUACUUACAGCCCUGUGCCGAUAUUCCUAUUUGUGUGUGGCUUAGGGGACAUUGGUUUAUGAAAAUGUAUUAGUUCUUUCAAAUUCAUGGAAAUGUAUCCUUGAGUCCAUUUUCAUGAAAGCACCCAAACUUACAGUGAGCAGUAAACUUUAGUUUCGUGGCUUUCUGAGUAAGAUAAACAGCAUGCUCACAAACGCUGCAGCCUCUCAAUUCGACUCAUCAGUGUAAGCAAUGAGAGUUACAUAUACUGCAUGACUUUAGGCUGGUUCAUUUGUACCACAGAGCAGUGUUCUCUCUCUUGGCCCCUGUAAGGCACAGGGGCAGGCCUGCAGUCUAAGAUGCAAACACCUCUGCUGCUUGCCUGCAUCCAACACGUGGUCAUAACUGGCUAGUGUCACAGUAGUUCCUUAACUUCGUCAGGACAAACAGGCACAACCAUAGUUGCUAAUCCUGUUCUAAAUGUGACAAAUGAUACAUGUACAUAGUAUAUUCGGUACACUGAGAUUGUAGCUUGAGUUGGAAAAUGGCUUGGGCCUUUUUAAAAUGAUAAUUUAUCAAUAAAAUGAAUAAAACCUG
Electrophorus electricus (electric eel) is the source of this 1991-nucleotide messenger RNA. It is a transcript of the gene pip4p2, whose product is annotated as phosphatidylinositol-4,5-bisphosphate 4-phosphatase 2. Lineage: Eukaryota; Metazoa; Chordata; Actinopteri; Gymnotiformes; Gymnotidae. The record is from RefSeq and is a predicted model, not a curated record. Gene Ontology annotation, cellular component: plasma membrane; phagocytic vesicle membrane; lysosomal membrane. Gene Ontology annotation, biological process: phosphatidylinositol dephosphorylation. Gene Ontology annotation, molecular function: phosphatidylinositol-4,5-bisphosphate 4-phosphatase activity.